GCACAGGUACCUUUGGGCGUGUUCACCUGGUGAAGGAAAAAAUGGGCAAACGUUACUUUGCACUGAAAGUAAUGAGCAUUCCUGAUGUCAUUCGACUGAAACAAGAGCAACAUGUGCACAAUGAAAAGUCUGUGUUGAAAGAAGUCAACCACCCCUUUUUGAUCAGAUUGUUUUGGACCAACCACGAUGAACGUUUUUUAUAUAUGUUAAUGGAGUAUGUGCCAGGAGGAGAACUUUUUAGUUACCUGCGCAACAUGGGCCGUUUCAACAACAGCACAGGACUGUUUUACUCUACAGAAAUUGUUUGUGCAAUAGAAUACCUGCACUCCAAAGAAAUAGUUUACAGAGACUUAAAACCUGAAAAUAUAUUGUUAGACAAAGAAGGACAUAUCAAGCUUACCGACUUUGGAUUUGCUAAAAAACUGGUGGAUAGAACGUGGACACUCUGUGGCACUCCUGAGUACCUUGCACCAGAAGUUAUACAAAGUAAAGGCCAUGGGAGAGCUGUGGAUUGGUGGGCCCUAGGAAUUCUUAUAUUUGAGAUGUUGUCAGGGUAA
Molecule: messenger RNA, 557 nt
Organism: Acanthisitta chloris (rifleman)
Lineage: Eukaryota; Metazoa; Chordata; Aves; Passeriformes; Acanthisittidae
Gene: PRKX
Product: protein kinase, X-linked
Exons: 3
Biological process (GO): protein phosphorylation
Molecular function (GO): ATP binding; protein kinase activity
Source: RefSeq, a predicted model, not a curated record